This is a messenger RNA of Diaporthe amygdali, 2262 nucleotides long. RefSeq lists its product as uncharacterized. The transcript has 3 exons. The record is from RefSeq and is a predicted model, not a curated record. NCBI's taxonomy places the organism in Eukaryota, Fungi, Ascomycota, Sordariomycetes, Diaporthales, Diaporthaceae. The coding region runs from base 1 to 2262 and encodes 753 amino acids.
AUGGAGAAUCAAUCGCUCCCCGUCUGCGACGAGAAACAUCGGACGGUUGAGCCGUCCCUCAGAAACAACGCGGCUGGUCCGAGCAAGAUACCCAGGAAGAAGAAGAAAGUAAGAUGGGCGGAUGAAUCACAGUCCCAGAGGCCGGCAAUCAUCGCGGUCAUCAUCCUCAACGCGCUGUUCCUUGUCUUGGGAUUACUGGGGCGAUGGGGUCUGUGGGCGAAGAAUGACGAGCCAGUCCGGAGUCCAGUUGAACUUGAAGUUCGAGCCGCAGUCCACAGGCCACUGAGGCGGCACCCCAUUCAUAAUUUGCGGCACGUCAGGAGGGACGUCCCAGGAGGCAACAACAGCGCGAUGCAGACUCUCCAAGUCGAUGUCCCCCUCUUAGGGCUCAACGGGAAGGUCAUCGGUGGCGGCACCGCUGAUGGGUUCAAUGACAUACCGACGAUCCUGCCUGGCCUUGGAGAACAGGACUGUCAGGUUACGUUGGCAGUCAACACUUUCAGUAACUCUUUCGGCAGUCCCUUCGUGGGAAACUAUACGCCACCUGCUUGUCUGGCCGAUAGCAACACCGCUAUUAUGAACUUGACGGUGCAGUCACAAGGGAGGCAAUUUGAUCGUCUGGCCAUCGUGUAUUUUGGAGACACAGAAGUUUUCCGGACCUCUACUGAGGAGCCAAAUCGUCGGGGUAUAUCCUAUACAUACGUGAAAGAUAUGUCACAAUACAUGGCUCUGUGGAAGCAGCCACAAAAAGUCAUUUUCAAUCUGCCGAACAGCCUUACUGACGUAUUGACUGGAGUCUAUAACACAACCUUGACUGCCAGCUUCUUCAGUGCGCCUCAAGGUGUGACACCAGCAGACACGGUUAUACCUAUUUCCUCGCGCCAGGCGAACAACGACUCACAGCCAAGUGUCUUUACAAUCCCAGAUCAAGUUGCCUCCAAUGUGAUCACUGACUUCCCUCGAAACGCCGUCAAGGCUAUCUUUUCAGUCUCAGCUACGGGUCAGGGCAACGAGGAGUUUUGGUGGAGCAAUGUUCUUGAGUCCAACACACUGACUUACAAUGCCUCGGGUGGCCAGCUUCCUGGUAACUCACCAUUCCGAGAAGUACAAGUUCUGCUUGACGGGAAACUGGCAGGUGUUCAAUGGCCGUUCCCCGUCAUCUUUACCGGUGGCGUAUCGCCGGCUUUCUGGCAACCUGUCGUUGGCAUUGACGCCUUCGAUCUUAAAGAGGGCGAGAUCGACAUGUCGCCGUGGCUUCCGGUUCUCUGUGACGGUCAGCCGCACAAUUUGACUGUUAAUGUUGUUGGCCUCAGUGACGACGGGAAAACCGCCUCGCUAUCUCCAAAUGUCACCUCUAAUUGGCAAGUGACCGGCAAAAUGUUUGUGUGGCUGGAUUCCAAGGCGGACUCCAUCACUACCGGGUCAUCACCCACUGUGGACGGUUUGGAUCCAUCAAUUGCAAUCAGCCAGUCCGUAACACAAAACGCGACAGGCUUCAACGAUACGCUCAAGUAUACCACGUCUGUGUCCCGGAAUUUCAGUGUUUCGGGUUCCAUUACAACUUCGACUGGUAACACCACGGUUUUGUGGACUCAAUCACUCUCACACACCGACGACGCAGUGCUCAGCAACAGUGGGCAGAAUCAGGUCAACGUGAUCACCACCACCGGGACCGAUACCUCCAAACACGGGGAGGACGACGCAGCGGGCUUCACCAAUCGCUACUCCUUCCCGCUGAACUCAAAUGUAACGUCACAGACCUUGCAAAACGGCACCACUCGCCUCGACGCAACGCUUGAGCGCACCAAGAGCAUGGACCGGACCAGCCCCGGUGGCGCCGUCUCUCCCAGCGGCCUGCAGCUCUACUCCGUGCUGCCGCCCACAGCCGAUCAGGUCCCCGGCCUGGCCGGGACGACGUUCACGACGACGCAAAAGGGCGCCGCGACGGUGUUUACCGCGCCGAGCGGGCAGAACGGCAGUACACAGUCUGGCACGCAGGCCCAGACGAUGCGGUUUGGCGGCGUGAGCAGUGACAAUCCGGACAUGGAGCUCUACUUUCGGGACGUGAGUGUCAAGAGUGACGGCACGGUGCUUGGUGACACGGAGCGGCUGGCUGGCGAGGAUGUGGUCAAGAGGAGGCCUGCGGCGACUACAAGCGGUAGAGCUAGUGGGGCGGCGGCUGUGGCGGCGCUUCAGGAUUGGAUAUCCCAUGCUGGCAUUGGCCUGGUUGACAUUCCCUUGGUUAGAAGAGGAUUUCGAUAG